Messenger RNA from Heterocephalus glaber (naked mole-rat), 813 nucleotides. RefSeq names its product amelogenin X-linked (gene Amelx). Gene Ontology annotation, molecular function: structural constituent of tooth enamel. The record is from RefSeq and is a predicted model, not a curated record. Gene Ontology annotation, biological process: enamel mineralization; multicellular organism development. NCBI's taxonomy places the organism in Eukaryota, Metazoa, Chordata, Mammalia, Rodentia, Bathyergidae.
AGCAUCCCUGAGUUUCAGAUAGAAACUUAGAAAACCUUCAAAGAACCACCAGAAAUGGGGACCUGGAUUUUGUUUGCCUGCCUCUUGGGAGCAGCCUUCGCUAUGCCUCUACCACCUCAUCCUGGGCACCCUGGCUAUAUCAACUUCAGCUAUGAGGUCCUUACCCCUCUGAAGUGGUACCAGAGCAUGAUAAGGCAGCCGUACCCUUCCUAUGGUUACGAACCCUUGGGUGGAUGGCUGCACCACCAAACCAUCCCUGUGCUGUCUCAACAGCAUCCCCCGAGUCACACCGCCACCCUUCAGCCUCAUCACCACCUCCCAGUGGGGCCAGCUCAGCAGCCCGUGGUCCCCCACCAACCUCUGAUGCCAAUUCCUGGCCACCACUCCAUGACUCCAACCCAACACCACCAGCCUAACCUCCCACCAACCGCCCAGCAGCCCUUCCAGCAGCCUUUCCAGCCCCAAGCUGUUCAGCCACAGCACCACCAGCCCAUGCAGCCCAUGCAGCCCAUGCAGCCCAUGCAGCCCAUGCAGCCCAUCCAGCCCCAGUCACCUCUGCACCCCAUGCAGCCCCUGCCCCCACAGCCAGCUCUGCCUCCACUGUUCCCCAUGCAGCCCCUGCCCCCCCUUCUUUCUGAUCUGCCUCUGGAAGCUUGGCCAGCAACAGACAAGACCAAGCGGGAAGAAGUGAAGUCACAUAUUCAGGCUAUCAAUAUUGACAGGACUACAUUAGUGCAUACCCCUUUGAAGUGGUACCAGAACUCAAGGCAGCAGACUGUAAACCAGCAAUAUCCGCACUGAAAGUAGAAGGCG